This is a messenger RNA of Lachancea dasiensis, 2472 nucleotides long. The record is from the annotation of a GenBank genome assembly. Lineage: Eukaryota; Fungi; Ascomycota; Saccharomycetes; Saccharomycetales; Saccharomycetaceae.
AUGUCACUUCCUGAGCAUUUAGACACUGAGGAUAUUAAUCUCCAAUUCAAAAAGUACCAGGAACAGGUCGCUGACAUUCUCCAGGCAUAUUCGGCUAAUCAAGACGAUGCUCUUUUGAGUGGUUUCCUUACUUUUGCGCAUUCUAGAUGUGUCAAGUACAUCGACGAACUCAUGGCGCCAGAGAGCGCGCCAGUGAACAGUGCCGAAGUCGCACAACUUAUCAUGGACAACUGCUGGAAGUGCGUCCACUACCCCAUUUUCAAGUGGUUCCAGCUAUGGAGGCAGCACUUGAUCUCUUCCAAAGUGGAUCAAAAACCAAGGAUUGUGGAAUUUCGCAAGCUCAACGCCAAGCUUACCAAGUUCUUCAAGGCCAUUCACAAGUUUUACUAUGGUGUUAUAGAACGCAUCACCACAACGUAUGAUUUGCAUAGCAUAAUACCGAAGCCGUUGCUUCUACAACUCAACUUGAAAGCAGGACCCACAGUCACCUCACCAGGCUUUCCUCUAGGUAAUGAAGAUGCCAGAGCUGCCUCCGUUAUGUUUUUAGUCCAUGGUUCGCUUUUGAAUCUGGGGUCUUGCCAUCGGUACAAAAGCAUGUGCGAAAAGGUGUACAAUGGUCCCCAGGAUUUUUCACUUUUCAAAAAGACCAUGAGAUAUUUCAACUUGGCGACAUUAGUGCUACCAUCUGUGGGGGAAUUGUAUCUGCAGAAGGGUUUAGUUUACGUUCAUGUUGGAGAUUUUGGCUCCUCCACCUAUUCGUUUGCCAGAAGUGCUCUGUCGCGUCUGCCAAGCAGCGCUGGCUUUGCCAAUUUUAUGAAUUCCGUUUGUGAUCGUAAAAGUAAAAUUUUCAACCAGAUUGUAGGCUCCUUCCAUGAUGUGCACAAACAGGCUUCGCAAGGGAAGAUAGUCAAUCGCGAAAUCAUAGAAAUAUACUUUUUGGUGUUGUUUGGAUCAAAGUUUGCGCCGGAAUUAUGGAUCGGUAAUGAUCAUAAAAGUUUAAUCAGCGAGAUGAUGCUAACGCACGUUGAACAGCAAGUCUUGGGUAAGACGGCAACAAAAUAUGCAAGAAACCUUGAAUCAAUCUUUCAGAACUUGGUUUUAAUUAUUGGUGGGUUUGAUAUCCUCAAAAUUUUGAAUCGUAAGAGUUCACAAACAUCGAAUGCCCAAGAAACUGAGUCGAAAUAUCUUGCAUUUGCUUUAGAUUACAUCAGUAAUUUCAUUGACAACGUGGUUAUAAAAGAACUGGACAAUGUAAAUGAGUGGGUGUACUUGGCUUUUGUCCGUGUUUGUGAAUGUUGGUUAACUACGAACAAAAGCGUUCUCCAUUUUGCGCAUCGCAGUACCAAGUUUUGUGAGGUGAUGAUGACGUUGAUUAACCUACUACUUGAUCACCUUUCCACCAGUUCGAAACAGAAAAUGGAUCUGACUCACAGACCUCGUCGACCAUAUUUCUUUGAGGAGGACGUGAUGCUGCGUGAUUUCAAACCCUUGAAAUAUUCUUUAUGUGACUUCAAAGAUUCAGAACUUUUCCAGGGCGACAACUCAUCUCAAGCGCUAAUUGGAAUGGUUGACAAGAAGAUAUCGAAAAAAGAGGAGCACGAAUCCAGAAUUUUGGCUAUCGUUGUGUCUGGAAAGAAAUUUUUGGCGAAGAAUGCUUGCGGAAUUCAACUGGUAGGUGAUAAAUAUGUUAGAUCUGCAGUCAAGACGAUGGCAGGCCAAGCAUGGGACCCUAAACCAAGCAAACUUGAAAAAUCGGCCACCAAUGAUAGCUGGUCUAUUCAAAAAGACAUUGGCUCUGCUAAAUGGGGUUAUAGCGGCUCCUCGGUACCACUGGCCCCAAGCACUUUGGACAUCAGGCCUAGUGUGGAGUUUACUCGGCACCAAAAACCCAAAAUAUCCGCUAAUUCAAGUAAUCAUAGUGCCGAAUUUGCCGAUCAGUUUCUGCAAUCAGAGUCAUCUUCAUUUCGCGCUAAUUCUUCGUCACCAUCUCACCCUAUAUCAAAUUUAAUCUCCAAAGAAAGUGCUAAUGGCUCAGGUCUUUCGAGCAGCAAUAGUCAAAGUAAAGGAUCCGAUAGUGCUGCUUUCCCUCCUCCCCCUGGCAUAAAAACCGCUAUCGAACCUCCUAUCAUGAACUCAGUAGCGACGGAGAGAAGGUCGCCAUUUUUGGCAAACUUGCCCAGUGCGCCACCUAUCUAUCCAAGCAUACCCCUCCAGUCAACCUCGUCAGCAGGCCAGCCGCAAGGAAUGCCCCAACAAUCAUUUGACAUUCCAUUUGGUGGAAACGUACCUCCCCAUGUCAUGAACUCAUCUUACGUGCCCUACUGGCCACAACAUUAUCAACCGCUUCCCUACAAUAAUUUGCCGCCACCCGUACAUGGAGUGCCCGUGAAGCACCCUAACGUAUUUGUCCAGCAACAGAGUGGAUCGCAAAAUCAACCCUAUGCUGCAAGUUACGGCUUCCCCCAGUAUUGA